Synchiropus splendidus (mandarinfish) is the source of this 1201-nucleotide messenger RNA. RefSeq names its product peptidyl-prolyl cis-trans isomerase FKBP14-like. The record is from RefSeq and is a predicted model, not a curated record. Lineage: Eukaryota; Metazoa; Chordata; Actinopteri; Syngnathiformes; Callionymidae. Gene Ontology annotation, molecular function: peptidyl-prolyl cis-trans isomerase activity; calcium ion binding. Bases 160 to 999 code for a protein of 279 amino acids. The transcript has 5 exons.
UCUCCGCUCAGGAAGCAGCCGCUGGCACCAUGCUGCUGUCGGUGCUGAGCUGGCUGUGCUCGGGCCUGCUGCUCACAGUCAGCUGCGGGAAACUUCCAGAUGCUGAGGUGACCAUCGAGGUUCUGCACAGACCUUUCAUCUGUCACCGUAAAUCCAAGUAUGGAGACAUCCUGCUGGUGCACCACGACGCUUACUUUGAGAAUGGCACCAUGUUUCAUUCCAGUUUGGCUGUGUCAUAAACCCACCGUCCAAGACUCGCCUCAGGACAUCAAACCCUGGAGUGCGCGCUCCAGCCUCGGAGGUGUGGAGAGCGAGCACCACACCUGUGACACUCUACCACGGUCCAGUGCAGAGACAGGAAAGGUUUUACACUUCAAUAUGAAGAAAAAACAGUCAGUAAAUGUAGCUAACACUCUGUCCCAGACUCGCCUCAUCCCUGUCCCAGCUCCAGCCCACAACAGGACAUCAAACCCUGGAGUGCGUGCUCCAGCCUCGGAGGUGUGGAGAGCGAGCACCUCCCCGGUGACACUCUACCACGGUCCAGUGCAGAGACAGGAAAGUCGAGCAGAGGGAGACAAACAGCCAGUGUGGUUCACGCUAGGCAUUCGGGAAGUGAUAAGAGGCUGGGACAAAGGCCUGCAGGACAUGUGUGCUGGAGAAAAAAGGAAACUCAUCGUACCUCCAGCUUUGGCCUACGGAAAAGAUGGCAAAGGUAAAAUUCCACCAGAAAGCACCUUGACUUUCUUUAUCGAGGUGCUUGAGAUCAGGAACGGCCCGAGAUCACACGAGUCCUUCCAGGAAAUGGAUCUCAACGAUGACUGGAGGCUUUCGAUGAGUGAGGUCAAGCAGUAUUUGAGAAAAGAGUUUGAGCGUCACGGCUACCCUCCCAAUGACACCUUGCAUGAGAACAUGAUGAAGGACAUUUUUGCCAAAGAAGAUGAAAACAAAGACGGUUUUAUAUCUUCCAGAGAAUUUACAUACAAGCACGAUGAACUUUGAUGUCACAGCCUCUGACCUAAUGGUUUCAUAAGGGUUUUCUCAGGUGCCAUUUGUAAAUGUUGUGUGGUGCAUUCAACAUUUAGUAUGUUUAAUGUCUCUGUGGUGUAAGGAAUGCCGUUUGGAAACACAAAACAGUGUGUUUAUUAUACAAGAAAAUUAAAGAAAAUGUGCAGCAAUUGGUUGUAUUUUUUUCUUACUGUAA